UGAAUUCCGUGAAUACGCACGGCAUUUGUUUUCAAACCGUCUUGGCUUCGUUCUGAAGUUACAUUGAAAGUGUAUUGACAAGUCUAGUUUUUUAAUAAGCUAUUUCAGUAUGGAUUAUUAUCAAGAUUAUCAUGAAGACCCGAGAAUUAUUGCAGGAAAUGGCCACGAUAACCGAGGAACUGCAGGUAUUCCUGGAAGAGACGAUGACAGAAAAUUAUUUGUCGGCGGUCUGAGUCGGCAAACAACUGAUAGAGAACUUAAGGAGCAUUUUGGUAAAUUUGGGGAGAUUGAGAGCGUCACUGUGAAAGUUGACCCCUAUACAGGUCAGUCUAGAGGCUUUGCUUUCAUUGUAUUUGCAAAUCCCAAAACUAUUGACAAAUUAUUAACAUCUGGAGAUCAUUAUAUCAACAAAAGAAAAGUAGAUCCCAAACGGGUAUCAAAGAAGACACAGCAUGGGAAAAUAUUUGUUGGUGGAUUGACCCCAGAUAUCUCUGAUGGAGAUAUUCGGAAUUACUUCUCUCAGUAUGGAACAAUAGUGGAAGUGCAGGCACCCUUUGACAAGGUAAAGAACCAGAGGAAGGGAUUCUGUUUUAUCACAUUUGAUUCCAAAAAUGUUGUUUACCAACUUCUGAAGUCUCCUAAGCAGUACAUCAAUGGUAAAGAGGUUGAUGUAAAAAAGGUGAAGAUUAACCCUGAAACAAUGGGUAUCGGAGGUCGAGGUGCAUUAAGGGGUGAUGCACGUGGCUGGGGAGCAGCCCAUCCUUAUGGUGGCUAUGGCCAUGAAUAUGGCACAGGGUAUGGUGGUGCAGGUUAUAACAGCUAUGACUACGGUGUUCCAUACAAUGAUUAUUCUGGCUAUGGCUACAGUAAUACUGGUGGCAGUCAAGGAUAUGGGAACAAGCCAAGGGCAGGCAGUCGUCAGUUCCAGAGACAUCAGCCAUAUUGAAGUUGGACACUUACGUCUUUUGCAUAUGUCAGUUUUUGCUCUAUAUAUGUUUCUUAUGUUGCACAUUAUAUCAGCUUUCAUCUGUUUUCAUUUUAUAAGUAAUAUUAAUGUAUUGAAUGUAACAGUACCAAUAACCUUCACACUGAGUGUUUUUAAUUCUGGUAUAUAGCAGUCACCACUGUUUUAUGUGGAUUCAAGUGCAGUGUUGUGUGAAAUUCAUGAACAACUGAUUUAAUUAAAAUUGUGUCAUCAUUAUUUGAGUGAAAGUCAUUAAAUGCUUCAGGAAUCUCUGCUUGAACAUAAUUGGGAUCUUAUCGCCAAGUAAGAAAUUAUUCUGAAGUUAUUCUCUUGAAGUUUUAAAAGAUGUGUAAGAAGGUUUCAUUAUACACUUGAAAAACUUCUUGGAUUUUCUUCGUCCUUCUGUCUGUCUGUCUGAAGCUGUCUUUGUUAAAUCAGAUUCAUUUUCUCAUAGUGUUGGCAAGAAUGUGUGAGAUUGAAUAACUAUCUUACAAGUAAGUAACUUUGCGAUGUACAAAUUCCGGAAUACAGUCGCCCCUCUCUGCAGUUUCUUCUUGACUGUCAUAACUGAAUUCCAGCAACAUACAGAAGUACAUAUGAAAGCGUGAACACUACAUGCAGGGUGGUCAUACCUGUUAAAAAUUUAUUUUAACUUUAAAUAUCCACAGAAAAUUGUAAAAGUGCAGAGUGUUCCACAGUUAGGGAAUUUUGUAAUAAUAUAAAAUCAUUAAAAGGAAGCACAUUGGUUUCUGAACAGUUAUGAUAUGCAUCGCAAAGAACAGCUUUGAUUGCUAUUAACAAGCUAAUUUGUAUCGAUCUGUUUCAUAUGAGUGUAAUGAAUUUUGUGACAUUCAAUGUCAGACUUUUUUCUAGUGUAUAUUUUCAAUCCCAGAAUGAAGUCAGUUGAUCUUAGACUACAUGAUUAGACUCUCAUAUUUAAUCUUGGAAGAGAGAUGGACCAGGGAAGGACCCCAGUAGAUGUGUAGUUUAAGUGUGCAGAAGAGACUAAUGUCUAAAUAUUGUUUUCGUAGUGAAUGGAUAUCAUUUACGCAAGAAAUCUGGGAAUACCUUGGACAGAUAUAAUUUAGAAUUGAUUGGGUUUUAAUAUCCCAUGUUUGUGUUGAGGUGAAACUUAAUCAUUAAUGGAAUAGCACUCGUGAAUAUUGAAUACAGUUUAUAGGAUGUAAUAUAGUUGCAGUAAGGGAAAUAACAAACUUAUAGUCAGAUUGUUAAUUGAAAGUUGUAUUGUAAUUGAAUUAUGUAUUUUCUUGAAGUAGGUAAUACAUUUUUAAAGAAAGUGGCCCCCCCCCCAUUAUAAUUUUUGUAGUUUGUUUACAAGAGUAGUAAUUUUAUAAAAUGUCUCCAACAUAUAAUUAGAAGUGGCUUUGCUGGUGAAGAUAUGGGUGUGGUUCAGAAGAUUUGUGAAAAAAUGGAUGAGAGAAACAUUUCACCACAUACUUUUAAAUCAGUUCUUUGAGAGUGUCCAUCCUUUCAUCAAUGUGAAGUGUAUUUUCAGUGGACGUUUGAAGCAGUUCCUUUAUGGCGAUGCUCUUUCAAUCUCGGCAGUCUCGAGGAGUGCAGAGUAGUUACUUUUACUUUUGUUUUAAGUAUUUUGUUAUUCUUUGCGAAUAACAAGUAGAAUCAUAGGGCAGCCUAUUUUGUUUCAUACAGUGAUCGUGGACUUCCAUGGACUGUACUUAUUUUGUUUCCAUAAUAUGGCCAGCAGUUCACCAGGUAUGUAGAUAAUACCUUUGGUAUUAUGAAAACUAAGAUAUAUUUUUUGUUUAUUAGGAUAUAAAAAUACAUGUAGAACUGUACAAGCAUGGAGUUUAUGUUAUAUAAGGCUCCAUUAUAAUUUCAACAAAUUAGAAGCAUUUUUACCAUGUCAAAACUAUUUGUUCUUUUCUGAAGAGGUUAUGGGUAUGGAGGAGAACUUUUUUUUUAAUGAAAAGAAAUACUUGACUGUAACAGUGCACUUUCCUGUGCAUAAUUCCAAACUCCACGGAUGGCAAACGAAAUGGUCGACUGAUCCAAAAUCUUUUGAACCUGUCAUCAAUGUACAAGUUAACAGACUCUUAUUAAUUAACAUUAAAGAUGGGAGUUUUGGCAGUGUGUUACUGCUGUCUCACAUAUGACACUGAAAUAAAGUUUGUAUAUCUUAUAGAUACUUUUUUUAAUUGUACUUUGGAAGAACAUUCGAUGCUGGAACAAAAAUUUGAGUGUUAAAAGCUGUUCAGUUUGCAGGACUUUUUUCCUGCACUCCAUUAAAUAUUAUUUUCUUGUUCUGUCUUGUAUGAGCAUCUAUACUGCAGUAAACGAACUACCUGAAGUACAAGAUGUCGUACAAUUGUACUGCACAAUACAUAAUGUUUCCAAAUGUGUAAUCUCUACUUCUAUAACAUUUAAUGUGUAGUAUGUAUGUCUUUCUGACAGGGCUCUAUUUGUAGGUAUAUAAUAUAAUUACAAUAUAACAAGUAUUUGAUAUGGAGUGGAAAUAUUAGCAUUUUUAAUAUGAAUAUGUUGAUAGUUGCAUACCUGUAAGGACAGAGUACUUGAAAGGCCAAACAUGCUGUGGUUUUUAUGAUACCUUUGCCAAGGACCAAUAAAAGGAACGAGGGGAAGUCAUAGUAAUUUAGACCACAGUGUUGUUAUAAAGAUGCAAACUCAUUUUUCUUCCAUUGUAUACAACCUUUUAGUAAAAUACAACUAGAAAUAGGCCUGAGGUGGAA
Messenger RNA from Zootermopsis nevadensis, 3693 nucleotides. Its product is annotated as RNA-binding protein squid. Lineage: Eukaryota; Metazoa; Arthropoda; Insecta; Blattodea; Termopsidae. The record is from RefSeq and is a predicted model, not a curated record. Gene Ontology annotation, molecular function: RNA binding. Gene Ontology annotation, cellular component: nucleoplasm; chromatin. Gene Ontology annotation, biological process: regulation of gene expression.